Molecule: messenger RNA, 3775 nt
Organism: Echinops telfairi (small Madagascar hedgehog)
Lineage: Eukaryota; Metazoa; Chordata; Mammalia; Afrosoricida; Tenrecidae
Gene: HIP1
Product: huntingtin interacting protein 1
Exons: 29
Coding region: 5-2731 (908 amino acids)
Biological process (GO): actin filament organization; clathrin coat assembly; endocytosis
Cellular component (GO): extrinsic component of postsynaptic membrane; actin cortical patch; presynapse
Molecular function (GO): actin filament binding; clathrin light chain binding; phosphatidylinositol-3,5-bisphosphate binding
Source: RefSeq, a predicted model, not a curated record
CGACAUGGACCGGAUGGCCAGCUCCAUGAAGCAGGUGCCCAAUCCACUGCCCAAGGUGCUGAGCCGGCGCGGGGUCGGAUCGGGGCUGGAGGCGGCAGAGCGGGAGAGCUUCGAACGGACCCAGACUGUCAGCAUCAAUAAGGCUAUUAAUAUGCAGGAAGUGGCGGUGAAGGAAAAACACCUCUCGAGCAACGCCGUGCUCUGCUGGAAGUUCUGCCAUGUGUUCCACAAGCUCCUUCGAGACGGGCACCCAAACGUCCUGAAGGACUCGCUGAGAUACAAAAAUGAAUUGAGUGACAUGAGCAGGAUGUGGGGCCACCUGAGGGAGGGGUACGGACAGCUCUGCAGCAUCUACCUCAAACUGCUGAGAACGAAGAUGGAGUUCCACACCAAAAACCCCAGGUUCCCAGGCAACCUCCAGAUGACUGACCGGCAGCUGGACGAGGCUGGGGAAAGUGACGUCAAUAACUUUUUCCAGCUCACCGUGGAGAUGUUUGACUACCUGGAGUAUGAGCUAACCCUCUUCCAAACUGUGUUCAACUCCUUGGACAUGUCGCGCUCCGUGUCGGUGACGGCAGCCGGGCAGUGCCGCCUGGCCCCACUCAUCCAGGUCAUCCUGGACUGCAGCCACCUGUACGAUUACACGGUCAAGCUGCUCUUCAAGCUCCACUCCUGUCUCCCAGCCGACACCCUGCAAGGCCACCGGGACCGCUUCACGGAGCAGUUCACAAAGUUGAAAGAUCUGUUCUACCGCUCCAGCAACCUGCAGUACUUCAAGCGGCUCAUCCAGAUCCCGCAGCUGCCUGAGAGCCAGCGGUCCCUGCUGCAACUGAAGGGCCGAGUGAGUGAGCUGGAGGCCGAGCUGGCCGAGCAACAGCACCUCCGGCAGCAGGCGGCCGAUGACAGUGAGUUCCUCCGGGCAGAACUGGACGAGCUCAAGAAGCAACGAGAAGACACGGAGAAGGCUCAGCGGAGUCUGACGGAGAUCGAGAGGAAAGCCCAGGCCAAUGAGCAGCGGUACAGCAAGCUCAAGGAGAAGUACAGCGAGCUGGUUCAGAACCACGCAGACCUGCUGCGCAAGAAUGCCGAGGUGACCAAGCAGGUGUCCACGGCCAGACAGGCGCAGGUGGACUUGGAGCGAGAGAAGAAAGAGCUGGAGGGCUCCUUCCAGCGCGUGAGUGAGCAGGCCCAGCUGAAGACUCAAGAACAGACGGAGGUGCUGGAGAGCUUGAAGCAGGAACUGACCACGAACCAGCAGGAGCUUCAGCUUGUGCGAGGAACCCUGGCAACGUCUGCCCAGUCAGAAGCCAAGUGGGCCGCCCAGCUGGCCGAGCUGGAGAGGGAGCGGGAUGGCCUGGUGCAGGCCGCGGCACGGCGGGACGUGGAGGUGGCCACUCUGCAGGAGCAGCUAGGCCGCACCCGGCAGGAACUGACCAACACACAGGAAUCAGCCGAGCGACAGGCGAAGGGCCAGCGGAAAGUGCUUCUCAGGGAGUGCAGGCAGGCCGCGGAGCGGGCAGUGCAGGAGGCCCUGGGCCAGCUGGAAGAGCCCACACUGGCCAGCUGUGCUGGAUCUGCAGAUCACCUCCUGUCCAGUAUCCGCUCCGUGUCCAGCUGUCUGGAGCAGCUAGAGGAGAGCCGGAGCCGGUACCUGGCCUGCCCGAAAGAGCUCAGCAAACUGCUCCACUCGGUAACCCUCCUGGCCCACCUGACUGGAGACGCCAUUCUCCAAGGUGGCGCCACCUGCCUUCGAGCCCCUCCAGAGCCGGCUGACUCACUGAACGAGAUCUGCAAGCAGUAUGGCAGGGACACGCUGAACCUGCUGGCCUCCCUGGAGGAGGAGGAGCGCCUCCCGCAGGCCGACUGCACCGCCCUGUGGACCUGCCUCAGCAAGAUGGCGGCCAUCGGCCAGGAGCUCUUACCCCGAGGCCUGGACAUCAAGCAGGACGAGCUGGGGGACCUGGUGGACAAGGAGAUGGCCGCUACUUCCGCUGCCAUUGACACAGCUACGGCCCGGAUCGAGGAGAUGCUCAGCAAAUCCCGGGCUGGCGACACCGGCGUCAAACUAGAGGUGAAUGAAAGGAUCCUUGGUUCCUGCACCGGCCUGAUGCAAGCUAUCCAGGUCCUGAUCGCAGCCUCCAAGGACCUGCAGAGAGAGAUUGUGGAAAGCGGCAGGGGUACAGCAUCCCCGAAAGAGUUUUACGCCAAGAACUCUCGGUGGACAGAAGGGCUUAUCUCUGCCUCCAAAGCUGUGGGCUGGGGAGCCACCAUGAUGGUGGAUGCCGCUGACCUGGUGGUCCAGGGCAAAGGGAAGUUUGAGGAGCUGAUGGUGUGUUCCCAUGAGAUAGCUGCUAGCACCGCUCAGCUGGUGGCUGCAUCCAAGGUGAAAGCCGACAAGGACAGCCCAAACCUCUCCCAGCUGCAGCAGGCCUCCCGGGGAGUGAACCAGGCCACUGCCGGGGUCGUGGCCUCAACCAUUUCUGGCAAAUCACAGAUUGAGGAGACAGACAACAUGGACUUCUCCAGCCUGACGCUGACCCAGAUCAAGCGCCAAGAGAUGGAUUCCCAGGUCAGGGUGCUGGAGCUAGAAACGAAAUUGCAGAAGGAGCGUCAAAAACUGGGAGAGCUUCGGAAAAAACACUAUGAGCUUGCUGGUGUCGCAGAGGGCUGGGAAGAAGGAGCAGAAGCCUCCCGCUCUCUACUGCAAGAAGCGGUUGCCGAGAAAGAGUAGAGCCAGCCAGCGCCCCGUGUGUCAGAGUCAGUAGCAGCCCGCAGGGGGCCGGCACGCACCUCCCAGGCAGGACCCGUCCCUGCGUGGGGCGCGCCCAUCACUCACGUUUCGCUACCGACAGGUGGUGAGCCGCCUGUCCGAUCGAUCACUGUGACCACACACACUCGCGCGCACCCUCCCUCCCUCUUCGGAACCCAGCCCACCUUCCGCCCAUGCAAUUCUCAACAGCGUGCUACAAACACUGUCUCCCAGACCCACAAAAGACUGGAUGCGGGAGGCAUCUCUGGGGAGACUCAGGUGGACCUCUGGCCCUGGCCUUGCCCCGCUCGCUAGGGGCACAGACGUGCUGCGUGUAUGUGUCCGGCCCGGUGGUGCUGCUGAAAUCCACCAGUGUGCUCUCAGUGCAGGUUCACCCUCGCAGAGGUGGUGGUCCCUUCUCCCAUCUGGAGUCCCGGCCUUUCCAAGGACUGUACUUCAGACCACCAGCGGGGCGAGAAAGCUCAUCUUUCUGGAUCGGAUCAGGAUCCCUCGCUGGGCUGCUUCCUUCAAAACGAGGCCGCCAUCUCUAAAAACCCUGCCGUGAGCUCGGCACCUGUACCAGCAGCCCCUAGAGCAGUGGGGCCAGAGCCACGUCACGCCCCAGUGCACAGUAGCUCCCGUGAGCAGUCAGUCCACGCUCCAGCCGAGAGGAAUGAGCACCCUCGCUCAGGUCCCCUGAGUGAGCGUGUGCCGGAAGCGGGUGAUGGGAACUGGAACAGCCCCUCCAGGCUGCACAGAGCACCUCCACCAUGAGCCUGCCGGCUGCGGGUCACCCCCGGUCUCCCAGCUCCUGCUCUGUCUGUUACCUUGGAGCAUCGCUGACUGGCCCCGUGCGUGACGUGUCUCCCAGGCGAGGGUACAUGGGAAAGGACAAGACAGGACACCGACAGGAGAUUGGCCUCGGCUACAGGAAGCUGAGCCACCCCUGCACCUGAGACUUUAAUUUUGCGUAAUGCAGGGUCCGAGUAAGGGCCUGGCCCCCAGAAAACGCCUGCGUGUAUGGGU